Molecule: messenger RNA, 1720 nt
Organism: Gossypium raimondii (Peruvian cotton)
Lineage: Eukaryota; Viridiplantae; Streptophyta; Magnoliopsida; Malvales; Malvaceae
Exons: 2
Coding region: 304-627 (107 amino acids)
Source: RefSeq, a predicted model, not a curated record
GCUAUAUUCAAACUCGUCCUAGGGCACUCAAAGCAAGCUAGUAUCAUGAAACUCGCAUGUCGGUUGCUAAAAAGGGUUUUAAUCCUAAAUUCUCAUGUCCUUUUCCGUCUUUUACCAUUUCUACUAAUCUAGGAAAGAAAGAAAGAACCAAAAACAGAAAGCGCGUCGAUUUUGUUUUGGAUCAGAAAAAAAAAACCCCCUAUAUAAUAAGCACACCAAACUCCCCAUCACAACUAUCGAACACCACACUUCUUUCAGCUUUUCCUUUGUGUUCCUUUUCCAGAAUCUUUGUCUCAUACUCCUAUGGAUAAUCAAGAUGUGAUUAUGGCUAUGGCUGUGGAAGCUGCGUUGAAAUGGAACAGAAGGGAGAAAAGGCAGAUGAGAAAGUUGCAAAGGGCUGUUCGAGAGAAGGAUAGGGAGCGUGCGUCGCUUAAGAGAAAGAAGGAGGACAUGGUUGCUAAGGAAGCCGCCAAGCAAAAAGUUGUUGAUGAGUUCAUGCCCUUCUUUGUUGCAAUUGCGAAUAACGACAUGGAGACUGCCCAGAAUUUUGACGAAACAGCUAUGAUGAAUACUAUUCGCACUACGUUGAACGAUGGCGAAGGUCACGCCGGCCACAAUGCCGAUUAAAAAGAAGCAUGAAGGAAAGCAAAUUUAGAACUAGUUUCUUUGCAUGAAAAACCAGUGGCUUAUGGAUGUUUUGUUUAUUUUGGGAGUUCAGGACUGUUUGAUGUUUCUUCGCUUUUUUUGGUCUCUUCUAUGUUUUUCUUUUUGUGGGGUCAUAAUGUUGUCUCUUCUAUAUUGUAGUUCUCGAAAUAAGAGAAUAAAUAAAAUAACAUUCUGAAAACGUGCCCUUAGUUGUUCUUUUAUUGAUCUUAAAAGGGUUAUUUGAGAUUAUUUCAGACGUUGACCAAGAAAAGCCUAAGAGAUAAUGGUGAAAAAAAGAAGAGAGGCAGAAGCUUGAUGAAGAUGGUCAUGGGGCAAGGGAUCAGACAGAAUAUAAAGUUUCUGGGUCUUUUGCAAGAACAAAAGGAGAUGAGGUAAAGCUAUAUGCAAUAAAUGGGCAUAGGUAGAUUCACAUGUGAAAUUCUUGUUGUGGAUUGCUUUGCUGCCUUUCAACACAAAGCUUCAGAUAUUGAACUAGUAUCUUUGUAAUUGCUUUGCUUAUGGUGGUGAAAUUUUGGUUACUUGCCACAGGGUUUUCCACUUAUAAAUCUUUGGUGUGCUUCGACUUUUCUGCUGAUUUGUUGUUUUGGGGUCAACUGAUUUGGUUGGAUCUGUCAGUAAUCUGUAAAUCUUGUGCUGAUUUAUUUUCUGGGUAUCAUUGUGUUGGAAUUUCAGUUUUGAGGUGGUUCAAUAGAACCCAACAAGAUACUGCUCCCAAAUGCAGUUUUCUCAAUAUCAGAGGAAAAUGUUAAAUCUGCAAAGAAAUUAUGGUGUGUUGAAUCUCUUGGCCAACUAUCUUCAAUAUCCUUGAUGGGAAAUCCAAUGGUUUCACUGUUAAAACUUUGAAUUCUCAUGUUUAGAAGCUAUAUACAUAUAACUCUAUCAUGAAAUUUGUUUCUUGAAUUGGCCUCCCAUUAAAGUUUAUUGAAAAUUUCUUAACCCGGUCUAAAUUUGGUGCUAUAUGCACUUGGAGGGUUCAUGGCAAGAACUAUUCAUGCUACAUUUGACUGGAAUUUGAGUACGAGAAUCACAUCUAAUACAAUUCUGUUUAGUGUUA